Photinus pyralis (common eastern firefly) is the source of this 1321-nucleotide messenger RNA. RefSeq names its product prostaglandin reductase 1-like. Gene Ontology annotation, cellular component: cytoplasm. The transcript is spliced from 6 exons. Gene Ontology annotation, biological process: prostaglandin metabolic process. Gene Ontology annotation, molecular function: 2-alkenal reductase [NAD(P)H] activity; 15-oxoprostaglandin 13-reductase [NAD(P)+] activity. The record is from RefSeq and is a predicted model, not a curated record. Lineage: Eukaryota; Metazoa; Arthropoda; Insecta; Coleoptera; Lampyridae. Bases 218 to 1204 code for a protein of 328 amino acids.
UCCCAAGGUCAUCUAAUCAUUUUGAGAGCUAGUACAUUCGCAUCUGUGAUACCGCAUUUAUAAAUAAUAUACUACAACUUAGUGCAUAAGUUCUCACUUAUAUAGAAUUCACACGCAAUUGCUAAGCAACACGUAUUUCUACAUUAAGUCAUUAAUUAUCCUUGAUUUAAUUAAAUUAAAAGUGAAGUGCCGUCAGGUAAAUCCCGCGGCUGUUAAAAUGGUGACAGCGAAAAAGUUCAUUUUAAAAAAGAAAUUUAGUGGUGCCGCAAGUCCAUCGAACGUUGAAAUUGUCGAAGAGGAGUUGCCCCCGAUCAAGGAUGGAGAAUUCCUCACGGAAGCGGUUUACAUUUCCGUCGACCCCUACCAAAGGGCUUACAACCAAGAGGUAGGGCAAGUUAUGGCAGGAAUACAAGUGGCAAAAAUAAUAGAGAGUAAAUUGGAAAGUUAUCCUGUCGGAAAGUACGUGGUGACCCAUUUCGGAUGGCGAACGCAUACCAUUUCAGAAGGACUAACCGCACCAUGGGGAAUUGUCCUCGACUUUGGAAACCUGCCGCUAUCACUUGCACUUGGAGUGCUGGGGAUGACGGGAAAUACGGCGUAUUUCGGAUUAAUGGAAAUAUGUAAGCCUCAGAAGGGAGAAACGGUGGUUGUAUCUGGAGCAGGUGGGGCUGUUGGUAGUCACGUUGGUCAAAUUGCCAAAAUUAUUGGAUGUAAGGUAAUUGGAAUUCUGGGAGAUGAUGAGAAGGGAAAGUACAUUACUGAAGAGUUGGGUUUCGAUCAUUACAUUAAUUACAAAAAAGCUAACAUCAAAGAAGAAUUAACAACAUAUGCCCCUGACGGCAUUGAUUGCUACUUUGAUAAUGUGGGAGGUGAUAUAAGCGCCACAGUGAUCAGCUUGAUGAAUAAAUUUGGUCGUAUUUCUGUAUGUGGAUCAAUUUCCUCGUACACCCUCGACACAUAUGAUAUGCUAAAGUUUACACCUAUUGCAGCAAUCUUUAUCGGGAACGAGCUUCGUAUGGAAGGUUUUAUGGUGACCCGAUGGUUUGACAGAUGGAAUGAAGGAAUCGAGCAAAAUCUGAAAUGGGUAAAGGAAGGCAAAUUAAAGUACAGAGAAACCAUCACAGAAGGAUUCGAAAAUACAAUACAAGCCUUUAUGGACAUGUAUGAAGGAAAAAAUACUGGGAAAGCUAUCGUUAAAAUUUAAAAGCAUUGUUUUAUAAACUGUAAAAAAUGAAAUGUUUGCAUAAUUCUGCUGUAAUUAUAAAAUAUAAAACUGAUGAGACUCGGCGUUGUCAUCCAAUGGUGAAUAAUAUUAACUUUA